Messenger RNA from Ichthyophthirius multifiliis, 918 nucleotides. RefSeq names its product protein kinase domain protein. Gene Ontology annotation, biological process: intracellular signal transduction; peptidyl-serine phosphorylation. NCBI's taxonomy places the organism in Eukaryota, Ciliophora, Oligohymenophorea, Hymenostomatida. Gene Ontology annotation, molecular function: protein serine/threonine kinase activity; ATP binding. The transcript has 8 exons. The record is from RefSeq and is a predicted model, not a curated record.
AUGAAAGAAAUGUUAAAAUCAAAAAUAAUUACAAAAAGAAGUAUACAUUCUGUUAUGAGUGAAAGAAAUUUACUCGCAUAAUUAAAACAUCCAUUUAUUGUAAAUAUGAAUUAUGCUUUCUAAGAUAAAGAUAAUUUAUAUUUACUUAUGGAUUUAGUAAACGGAGGAGAUUUGAGAUUUCAUAUUGGUUAAUAGAGAAGAUUUAAAGAAACCUAAACAAAAUUCUUUGCAUGUUGCUUGAUACUUGCUCUAGAAUAUUUACAUAAUAAUAAUAUUAUUCAUAGAGAUGUAAAACCUGAAAAUCUUGUCCUAGAUACUAAUGGUUAUGUAAAAUUAACUGAUUUAGGUGUUGCAAGAGAAUGGAAGGAAGAAAAUGCUUAAGAUACAUCAGGAACUCCUGGAUAUAUGGCUCCAGAAGUAAUGUGUAGAUAAAAUCACGGAAUAGCCGUGGAUUAUUAUGCGUUAGGAGUUAUUGUAUAUGAAUUUAUGAUGGGAAGAAGACCCUAUUUAGGACGAAACAGAAGAGAAAUAAGAGACAACAUUCUUUCAAAAUAAAUUUAAAUAAAAAAACAUGAAAUUCCAGAAGGAUAUUCAAUUGAAGCUGCAGACUUUGUUAAUAGAAUGAUUUAAAGAAAACCUAUAAAUAGAUUAGGAUAUAAUGGACCUUAAAGUGUAAAAAAUCAUCCUUGGUUUAAUAAUUUUUAAUGGGAAAAAUUAUAUAAUAAAGAAUUAAAAGCUCCUUAUAUUCCUAUAUCAAUAGAAAAUAAUUAUGAAUAUAGAUAAUAAAUAUCAGUUGAUGAUAUAGAUUCAAAUGAAGAAUUAAAUUAAUAAAAUGCACUACUUUUAAGAAAAGAAAGUGUUUAAAAUUUGUUUGCUGGAUAUAAUUAUAAUAUUGAAGAAUUUUUAAAAUAAGCAUGA